AUGAGAGUAGAAGUGAUAGCUCGCAAAGUGUGGUUGAGCUGUAUCAGGAUUCUGCAGCUCAGCCUCUGCAGCACGACUCCACCUUCCUCUCAGCUGCAGCUCACUGACUUGCCCCAGAGACCAGCAAGCUGCCUGGCGAGCAUAGCGAUGCACAUCGUAUAAAAGGUGCGCGCAGAGAAGGUGGAAGUCGCUGUGGAAGCCAUCCACCCCUCACACCUACACGCAUACACGUCCCCCCCUCAUUCUGUACAGCACACCCACAUAGUCACUGUUUUUCCUAUUAGUUCUCGCACACUUGGCAGGAUGGACGCCAUGGGGAGCCCCUUUAGGAGAGUUACGGACAACAGGACCAGCUACAGCUACAGCCGCUCGGCGGGCGGCCCCUCCACCGGCGGAUUCCGCUCCCAGACGUGGUCCCGGGCCAGCCCGGCUUCCAACGUGAGCGCGUCGUACAAGAGCGCCGUCAACAAGCCCCGAAUGGACACCUUCGAACUGAGCCAAAGUUCCCUCCUGAGCGCGGACUCCUCCAGGCGCUCCAACGAGAAGGAGCAACUCCAAGGGCUCAAUGACCGUUUCGCCGUCUACAUCGACAAGGUGCACUACCUGGAGCAGCAGAACAAGCAGAUCGAGGAUGAGAUCCAUGCCCUGAGAAACCAGCAGGUGUCCCGCUCGCAGUUGGGCGACCUGUUCGACCAGGAGCUGCAGGAGCUGCGCGCCACGCUCGAGCAGAUCCACCGCGACAAAGCGCAGAUUCAGCUCGACAGUGACCACCUGGAGGACGACAUCCUGAGGCUCAGGGAGCGCCUGGAUGAGGAAGCCCGCAUCCGGGAGGACACCGAGGCCAUCAUCCGCGUCCUUAAAAAGGACGCCGGUGACUCGGACAUGCUCAAAUCCGAGCUGGAAAAGAAAGUCCAGUCGCUGCAGGACGAGGUCGCCUUCAUCCGCAACAACCACGAAGAGGAAGUCAACGAGCUUCUGGCCCACAUCCAGGCGUCUCAGGUGACCGUGGAGAGGAGAGACCCGCAGCGGGCCGACAUCACCGAAGCUCUGCGCGAGAUCCGCAGCGAGCUGGAAGGCCACUCGGACAAGAACCUGCAGCAGGUUGAGAGCUGGUUCAUGUGCCACUACUCCAAACUGAACGAAGCGUCCGAGCAGAACAAGGACGCCAUCAAGAACGCACGCGACGAGAUCAACGACUACCGGCGCCAGCUGCAGUCCAAGACGGUCGAGCUAGAGUCGGUGCGCGGCACAAGAGAAUCCCUGGAGCGACAGCUUGGCGACAUUGAGGACCGCCACAACGGCGACCUGGCCAGCCUGCAGGAGACAAUCCACCAACUGGACAAUGAGCUCAAGAGUACCAAAUGGGAGAUGGCACGUCAUUUACGCGAGUACCAGGAUCUGCUCAAUGUCAAAAUGGCCCUGGAUAUUGAGAUUGCUGCAUACAGGAAACUCCUAGAGGGCGAGGAGACCCACUUCAGCACAUUCUCCCAUCGUCCGGCUGUUUCGUCCGCCAGAAUGUCACUUUCCAAAUCAGAACCUCCCAGGAUGAAGGUGCAACACAAGUUUGUCGAGGAGAUCAUCGAGGAGACCAGGGUGGAAGAUGACAAGGCCGACAUGGAGGAAGCCCUGGAUCAGAUUGCGCAGGAGCUCUCGGCCACACUUGAAGAAAGUGGAGGCGAGGAGGACAAAGAGGAUGGUGACGAGGAAGAUGAGGUGGAGGAAGAGGAAGUCGUAGCGGCAACUGAUGCUAAAGUUAGCUCCGAGGCACCGGCGAAAGAGGAAGAGGGGGAUGAUGAAGAGGAAGAGGAAGAAGAUGAGGAUGAUGGAGAAGAUGAGGCAGGUGAUGAGGAAGUGGUAGAAGAAACUGUCCUCUGCUCAAAAACCCAAGAGUCCAAAGCCAUUCCCGAGAAAGUAAAGGCUGAAGAUGAGGAAGAGGAGGAAGAAGAAGAAGUCAGUGAUGAGGAAGAGGAAGCGGAUGACGAAGAGGGUGAAGACAAAGCAUCCAAAGAUGGAGACGACGAGGAUGACAAGGCAGAUGAAGAAGAUGAGAAGGUUGCAGUUGAAGACAUUGUGACAGAAACCAUUGUCUCCAAAGUACAAGUUCAGAAAACAGAAGCUGCAAUACCUGAAGCCAAAAAGGAAGGACUGACAAAACCAGAUUCUCUUAAACCUGAAUCUCCAAAAGGUGGUUCCUCAAAGUCUGCAUCCCCAAAGGCUGGUUCUCCAAAAUCUGAAUCACCAAAGGCUGGUUCUCCCAAAUCUGAAUCCCCAAAAGCUCCUUCCCCCAAGACAGAAUCCCCCAAAGCCGGUUCUCCAAAAUCUGAAUCCCCAAAAGCUCCUUCCCCCAAGACAGAAUCCCCCAAAGCUCUUUCCCCCAAAACAGAAUCCCCCAAAGCUCUUUCCCCCAAGACAGCAUCCCCCAAAGCUGUUUCCCCCAAGACAGAAUCCCCCAAAGCUCUUUCCCCCAAGACAGAAUCCCCCAAAGCUCUUUCCCCCAAAACAGAAUCCCCCAAAGCUCUUUCCCCCAAGACAGAAUCCCCCAAAGCUCUUUCCCCCAAGACAGAAUCCCCCAAAGCUCUUUCCCCCAAGACAGAAUCCCCCAAAGCUAUUUCCCCCAAGACAGAAUCCCCCAAAGCUAUUUCCCCCAAGACAGAAUCCCCUAAAACUCUUUCCCCCAAGACAGAAUCCCCCAAAGCUCUUUCCCCCAAAACAGAAUCUCCAAAAGCUCCUUCCCCCAAAACAGAAUCCCCUAAAGCCGGUUCCCCCAAAACUGAAUCUCCUAAAGCUUCUUCUCCCAAGACAGAAUCCCCUAAAACUACUUCACCAAAAACAGAAUCCCCUAAAGCGGCUUCUCCCAAGGAAGAAUCCUCAAAAGCUGGUUCCCCCAAGACUGAAUCCCCAAAAGCUCCUUCCCCCAAGUCUGAAUCCCCAAAAGCUGGUUCCCCCAAGUCUGAAUCCCCAAAAGCUCUUUCCCUCAAGUCAGAUUCUCCCAAAGCCGAGUCCCCUGAAUUAGAAUCUCCCAAGCCUGCACCCCCCAAAGAAGCCUCACCCAAAACUACUCCCCCAAAAGCAGAGUCGCCUAAAUCUGAAACUCCCAAGCCUGCAUCACCCAAAGAAGACUCCCCAAAGGCCGGUUCACCAAAAGCAGAGUCCCCUAAAUCAGAAUCCCCCAAACCUGCAUCCCCUAAAGACACCUCACCCAAGGCCGGCUCCCCAAAAGAGGAGUCUCCUAAAUCAGAAUCUCCCAAGCCUGGAUCCCCUAAGGAAGACUCACCAAAACCUGACUCACCAAAGACCGACGCGACCAAACCAUCCGACGACAAAAAGACUGACGACAAAACGACAAAGGACGCCGCCAUGAACGGUGACGUGGACAAAAGCAGCCCCAAGGAAGACCAGAAGAAGCUCGGCGAGGGCAACGACGUGAUCCUCAACGGCGUGGACGAGAGCCCCGUCAAAGACGACGGCAGCCAGAAAGUGGUGAUCACCAAAACGGUGGAAACCAUCACCACGGGCGAGGACGGCAUGCAGCAAGUCACCAAGUCCGUCACCGUUACCGAAACAGUGAAGGAGGUCGAGGAGGUUCUGCAGGACAAGAUGGUCUCCUCCAUCAAGACGGAGAAGCACUCCACCCAGACCAUCAAGCAGGUGACGGAGAGCGACUGAGGAGGCGGGCCCGCCGACGAGCAAUCAAGCAGAACUAACCUUCGGGAACAUCAUGCAGCUAGAGCGACAUUAUCAAACAUACUUAGAGAGAAGCCAAACGCUACAAAUGUUAGACAUGCAUGUUUGCAGAUGCAAGGAGGAGGGCGAGCCAUUCAGACAUUUUAUCUUUUACCCUUCUUGUCGCAGCGCAACUGAUGGGUUUGCGGUUUUCGGGGAUGGGCGGGGCUUUGCAUGCUAUUCAGCUCAGGGGCAGGAGGGGGAGGGGCACUUUCCUCUCCUAUGUACGGCCAUGAGAUAAGGAUUCACUUUAGAGGGGGUAUGAUGUAUUUUGUCGAGUGGGGCGGGGCUAGGGGCGGGGCCUCUGCACACGUACACAUGCUGUGCUGAAGUAGCCUUAUACGUGACAUAUGAAUAUAGCAACUCAGCCAAAAAGAAAUCACACACCUGCCGCAGCGAAUGACAACAGGACGAUCCGAUAAGCGUACGGAGUUUCCGGGAAAGUCCUUCUCGCCUUAACCGUGCUUUUCAAUCCGUUCCGUCUACCCGAGUGCAUAUACAAAGAAAUACCGUAUUAGUGCUUAGGGGGUCUUGCGUUCUCGUAUGGGAAGCGGAAAUGCAGAAAAUAUAUGAGGUGCUACUUGUUUGCAGUCCCACAGCCGUACGCAUCACUUGAUGAUUUCCCAGCAGCAUUUGCUCAAUAAACAUCAUGAAAUCAAA
Syngnathus typhle (broad-nosed pipefish) is the source of this 4383-nucleotide messenger RNA. RefSeq names its product neurofilament medium polypeptide-like. Gene Ontology annotation, molecular function: structural constituent of cytoskeleton. The transcript has 4 exons. The record is from RefSeq and is a predicted model, not a curated record. Gene Ontology annotation, biological process: neurofilament bundle assembly. NCBI's taxonomy places the organism in Eukaryota, Metazoa, Chordata, Actinopteri, Syngnathiformes, Syngnathidae. Gene Ontology annotation, cellular component: postsynaptic intermediate filament cytoskeleton; intermediate filament; axon.